This is a messenger RNA of Amaranthus tricolor (Joseph's coat), 3153 nucleotides long. Its product is annotated as probable galacturonosyltransferase 7. The transcript has 9 exons. The record is from RefSeq and is a predicted model, not a curated record. NCBI's taxonomy places the organism in Eukaryota, Viridiplantae, Streptophyta, Magnoliopsida, Caryophyllales, Amaranthaceae. Gene Ontology annotation, molecular function: polygalacturonate 4-alpha-galacturonosyltransferase activity. The coding region runs from base 412 to 2250 and encodes 612 amino acids.
AAUUCCUUUCGCUUUUCCUAAAUCUGGAAAUCCAAUAAAAAAAUAAAAAAUAAAUAAAAAAAACUUAAAAAAUACGAAUCUGUGUAUCUUCAUUAAUCACUUUUAUAUUUCAGACUCAUCCUUCAGUUUCUUCCUUUAUCCCACUCUCUCCGGCAGUUUCCUUUUUCUCAGAGGGGAAUUCGGUUGAACCAGAACCAGUACUGUCUCAGCGUGGGACCGAGUGAGUGAGUGAUUUGCUCGCGAGUGAGUGAGUGAGUGAGUGAGUGAUUUGCUCGCGAGUGACCGAGUGAGUGAGUGAGUUCGAGUUGAUGAUUACAACAAUGUCUCUCAUCUGUUCACCUUGAUUGCUCAAUAACUUUUAUCAAUCUCCAAAUUAUUACUCACUUGAUUGAGAUUUCACCAUUAAAGAAGAUGAAGAGCGGUGUAGUAAGCGUUAAUGGAGUUGGAAUCUCCACCACAAAGCGACGAUGGAGAGGCUUUGUAAUUGCAGUUCUUGGCCUCGUCUUUCUCUCCAUGCUUGUUCCUCUCGUCUUCCUUAUCGGAUUUCACCAUGCUUUUCACUCUUCUCCUUCUUCAUCUGGAUCUGGUUUUCCAUCUCAACAACAAACUUCUUUGCAGGAUGAUCGUGCUGUGGGAGCUUAUGAAUCUCACCACUAUUCCAAUUACAAUACUAUGGAUCCGGAGCGUGUUGGUAAACAAGACCUAGGAACAUCUUUUCAUAUUGGGAUAAAUGGAUCCAUCACUAAGGGACAUCCUGAGAAUCAUGUGGACAAAAAUGUCCAAAAAGCAUCUCCAGAAAGAUAUAAUGUCAACAUCAACAGUCCUAUGGCUUUGAAUCAAGGUGAUGAAAGUGAAGUGCUAUGUGAAUUGAGAUUUGGUAGCUAUUGCCUUUGGCGUCGUGAAUAUAAGGUAGCUAUAAUAGAUUCCAUGGUCAAAAAGUUGAAGGAUCGACUAUUUGUUGCUCGUGCAUACUUCCCAAGCAUUGCCAAGCUUCCUGCACACGAGAAAUUGUCUAAGGAGUUGAAGCAAAAUAUACAAGAUUUUGAGCGUAUGUUGACUGAAGCUACUACAGAUGCUGAGCUUCCACCUCAUGUUGAGAAUAAGCUGUUGAAAAUGGAAGCUGCAAUAGCUAAAGCCAAAUCAAUACCUGUGAAUUGCAACAAUGUGGACAAGAAAUUUAGGCAACUUGUUGAUCUAACUGAAGAUGAGGCCAAUUUCCACACCAAGCAAAGUGCUUUUCUUUAUAAACUUGCUGUCCACACCAUGCCGAAAUCUCUACAUUGCCUGUCCAUGAGAUUGACUGUUGCGCAUUUCCAAAACCCCUCUGUGGGUUUGGAUGAUUCAGUGACAGAGAAAUUUGUAGAUCCAGAUAUGUACCAUUAUGUUAUGUUCUCCAACAACGUAUUAGCAUCAUCUGUUGCUAUUAAUUCUACCGUUUUGCAUGCUAAAGAGAGUAAGAAACUGGUUUUCCAUGUCUUGACUGACAGACAAAACUUUUUUGCUAUGAAGCUAUGGUUCAUUAGGAACACAUUCAAGAAAGCUUCAAUUCAAGUAUUGAAUUUUGAAGACUACAAUACGAUACCUGGUUUAUCACUGUCAGAGGAAUUUCGUGUUACCUAUCAAGUUGCAAAGCUUCCCAAGAUGCAUUAUAAGACAAACUAUAUUUCCUUAUUUUCUCAUUCACACUAUUUCCUUCCGGAAAUAUUCAAGACAUUGGACAAAAUUGUUGUUCUGGAUGAUGAUGUUAUUGUUCAGCAAGACUUGUCAGCAUUAUGGAGACUCAAUAUGGGGAAGAUGGUCAAUGGUGCUGCUGAGUUUUGUGCAGUAAGGUUGGGACAGCUGGACAAUUAUCUAGGUAAUAUCAAUUUUAACCGGACAUCUUGUGCCUGGAUGUCUGGAUUGAAUGUGAUAAACCUGACAAGCUGGAGGAAGCUUAAUCUUUCUGAAAAAUUCCAAACAAUGGUCCAAGAGUUUAGGAGGGAAGGCAGAUUGCUGGAAGCUGCUGCAUCUAGGGCUAGCUUGCUCACAUUUCAAGACCUGGUUUAUGCACUUGAUGAAACAUGGGUUCGGUCAGGUUUGGGUCAUGAAUAUGGUCUAGAUGUACAGUCGUUUAAGAAUUCUGCGGUGUUGCAUUAUAGUGGAAACAUGAAACCUUGGCUUGAGCUAGGAAUUCCAAAAUACAAAAGUUUAUGGCUCAAGUUUAUAAACAGAGAGGACCAGUUUUUGAGUGAUUGCAAUGUCAUUCCAUAGAGAGGAGGAUCCGGGUUGUUGAAGUACGAGUUACAGCAUUCUUUCGUUUUAAUUGAGGAUUUUGAAGAAUCCUUUGCCACUAUGACUUCAAAGAUGAAGUCGUGAUUCUUAUGGUUGAGCUUAUUGGCGUGUUAUAUUCAAAAAUUCAUAGCUGAAUAGUCGUGAAAAUCGAAUUAAUCUUCAAGGAAGAUGAUCGCUUUGUUCAAACAGACACAGAGAAUUCUUGUCAACUUAAAUUUCCAGUAAUUGGUGUUUGGACAUGCGUAGCUUAUGAUUUCAGGGAUCCUAAAAACAUCAAGGGAAUGUGUAUAUCUUUAUUUUCCGGACCUGGUGUUGAGAAGGCAAAUCACGUCCAGUCCAAUUGAUUGCUACCCUUAGCAGAUAUGUCCUGUGCCGAUGAGUGUGUUAUAGUUGCUAUCAAGUCUUUUGCCUAAGAUAGGCAGUCUAAUAUGAUCCCCUCGUUUUGGUAUGCACUUUUUUUGUCUAAAUAAUGAAUAUCGCAGAGUCAAUUCGCUCUCCUUCUUUGCCUUCUUCAGCACUUUGGUUAAGUCAUUUAGUUGGCAUUUUUUCUUGAGGAAAAACAUAGAAAAAGGAAAAUCACUACAUGUUCUUGCUUAGUUAUGUAGAUUGUGGCUCAUUUGCGAAUGUGCAACAGCAUUAGGCUGAUGUGUAAAAUCUCGAAUGAUGUGCGGAUUGUUUGUGAUUUUGUAGCUUCAACAAACACUUGGAUACAACCCAUACUGCAUUUUUUUGUAAAUUUAGGAUAACACUAAUGUUGGAAAAGGCUAUUUGUAUUUUAUUUUUGUUGGAACAUAUGUGUCUGUUUUAUUGGUCAACGAUAGAAGGCAUCAUAAGAAAGUAAAUGGGCUGCAAAAAGCAUAUUUAUACGCAGCAAUUUUUUUA